Xyrichtys novacula (pearly razorfish) is the source of this 3882-nucleotide messenger RNA. The record is from the annotation of a GenBank genome assembly. Lineage: Eukaryota; Metazoa; Chordata; Actinopteri; Labriformes; Labridae.
ACCCCUACUCAGCUGGAGCCAGCAGCGGUUAAAGCCCCUCAGUGACAGCCGGAGACAAACGGAGGUAAGCGGCUUGACUGUAGGAGUUGGAUGGGCGGGCGGAAUGAGACCGUUUGAAUGAAUUGUUCAGUUAACAAACUUUGAUGAUGUGUGAUAGUGUGAAACAGAUUUGAACUGGCAGUGAGCCUUGGCCUGAUUCUGUACACCUUCACUAUUAAAGAGGAACGAGCUUUUGUUUUGACAGGCAAUAGUAAACUUCCUGCGAGGCAGAUAGACUUGUUGCAUUCAGGUGCUGUUGGAGGUAGACACCAAAACCCAGGUAAUUCCUGGUAUUUCUGAAAUCACCACUUGUUACGUUUGGAUCGGGGUUACCAGUUGUGUGGUACAUAUUCUUUUGGUCAAAUUUUGUAAAAGUACAGGAGAAAAAAAACUCAGGGAGCAAACUCUGGUGUGUAAUAGCAAUCUGAAGUGAAGAUGUAGGAGUUUAUGAGGAGUACUUGAAAGCAUCAUUCCUCUAAGGAAUUCCUCUAAGGCUGAAAGCAUUUCUGUUUGUCGGCCAGGCCUCGUAAACUAUAUUCGGGUAAUUGACUCGUAUUUGAUUUAUUGAAGACGCUUCAGCUAUCCGAAGCAUUUAAAACUGAUGGAAAGUCAUGAGAUAAUUUUUGCACUAGAACAAGGACAGAAAAAUAAUGAAAAAUCACUAUAUAUUUAUAGUGAUUUCUGAGUGUUAGGGUUGCUCCACUUGUAGAGGACUGAGAAGAGUAAUGAUAACAUAAUAGUAUUGUCUGUAAUUAUCUGUUACUAAAAUAAAUAUAAAAGUGCAGCGUCAGAAUAAUAUUGGGUAUUGCCAUAACAAACUGUGACUAAAGCUACAAUUGUAUCUUGUGUAAUUAGAGGAAUUACCAACAUAUUCCUUUGUGGAGUCAUUUGUGUGUCAUUGAGAGGUAGUUUUAGGACUUUUCUGUCAGUAUCUUUAAGGAACCAAGUUGGCAAAAAUAUUUUAGAUUUCAUGAUAAAACUCCAAUUCAGACGAAUUUCCCAUCAGACGAAUCUCUGUGUGCUGUACAGUGUCUCACCUCCGACUCUCCACCCUUAGAAUCACCUGCAGACAUGUGUGACGACGAUGAGACCACCGCCCUUGUGUGUGACAACGGCUCUGGCCUGGUGAAGGCUGGCUUUGCUGGAGAUGAUGCUCCCAGGGCUGUGUUCCCCUCCAUCGUUGGCCGUCCCCGUCAUCAGGUAAACCACAGGAGCUCCUAUCCCAUUACUGAUAUCUCCGUGGUCACAAACACAGCCUGACUUUGGACCUACUGAGUUUUUUAGCUGCUCCUGAUGUAGCUUUAUUGAAAGUACCCUUACUCCUGUAUUGACUGUAUUUGUUGAUGUUGGAGAUGAAUAGAAAGAAGGAGCUAUACUAAAAGAGAUAACCCAGUCAGUAAUUAUAUAAAAUGAUAAGCUUCAAUGCAACAAAUAAGCUGGAUUUAGCUGUUAUUUACGUUUUCUUGAUGUUAAACCCUCAUUUCUCUCUCCUCAGGGUGUGAUGGUUGGUAUGGGUCAGAAGGACUCCUACGUGGGUGAUGAGGCCCAGAGCAAGAGGGGCAUCCUGACCCUGAAGUACCCCAUCGAGCAUGGCAUCAUCACAAACUGGGACGACAUGGAAAAGAUCUGGCACCACACCUUCUACAAUGAGCUGCGUGUGGCCCCUGAGGAGCACCCCACCCUGCUGACAGAGGCCCCUCUCAACCCCAAAGCCAACAGGGAGAAGAUGACCCAGAUCAUGUUUGAGACUUUCAACGUCCCCGCCAUGUACGUCGCCAUCCAGGCUGUGCUGUCUCUGUAUGCCUCCGGUCGUACCACUGGUGAGUAACAAUUUUUUUAACAGAAUUUUUUUGUCCCUUUUACAAACUUCCUAGGACAGAUUUGGGUCCAAAACAUGAGGACUUAAUGAUUUGGCAUUUUAAAAAGAGAAACACAACUUUGUAGCAUGGCAACAGUGGGGGAGGCUUCUUGAGUGCUGAAAGAAUUUUAGAGAGACAGUAGCUGAAAUUAAGUGUUUUCAGAUAGAGGCUGAAAUGAGGGAAUUUCAAAACACCAAUCUGGCUACGUAAGGAAUUUUUUUAGCUGUAAAUCCUAAAGCUACUAAAGGCCAUCUGAAAAUUGGCAGAAUACUCUCAUUUAAGCUCGUGUAAAAUACACUAAGGUUCAUGUUGCUGUCUUUUUCUAUGGUAUAAAAAGGCAAAAAUUACCAUCAGGGACACGAUUGAAGAUUUUUAUUCUAGGAUGAUUUGUCCACAGGGGCCCCAAAAUUGGUAUAGAGUUAAAUUUACUCACAGUAACAAAGAGGUUUUAAUUACAGUAAUUCCCACCUUCGAUGCUCAUAUUUAACCCUCCUGUUUCUGUCUCAGGUAUUGUUCUGGACUCAGGUGACGGUGUGACCCACAACGUGCCCAUCUAUGAGGGCUACGCUCUGCCUCACGCCAUCAUGCGUCUGGACCUGGCUGGUCGUGAUCUGACCGACUACCUCAUGAAGAUCCUGACUGAGCGUGGCUACUCCUUCGUCACAACCGGUAAGAAACAGCAGUCUGACUUUAUUUUGAGAAAAAUACAGAAACAAGGGAGCUUCUGUGACAUUUAAUUUCUCUUUUCGUAAGAAGUCCUCUGUGUGAGAAUUUGGGACUUUUCUCAGAAGUAGCUCCAAACUUGUACAUGUGUACUCCAUAAUAACCUUUUGAUGUUGCUUUGCAUUUAUUUUUCUUUCAUUUCGGGCACACUCUGACCUUUCCUCUGUGUUUCCAGCUGAGCGUGAGAUUGUGCGUGACAUUAAGGAGAAGCUUUGCUACGUGGCUCUGGACUUUGAGAACGAGAUGGCCACCGCUGCCUCCUCCUCCUCCCUGGAGAAGAGUUAUGAGCUGCCUGACGGUCAGGUCAUCACCAUCGGCAACGAGCGUUUCCGCUGCCCCGAGACCCUGUUCCAGCCCUCCUUCAUUGGUGUGUAAAACUUAAUUCAAGGAGAGAAAACUGUUUGAAGGUGGUGAAUCGUCUCUAAAUGUAAUCUAAAUCUCCUUUUGGUGCUUCUGAUCAGGUAUGGAGUCCGCUGGUAUCCAUGAAACCGCCUACAACAGCAUCAUGAAGUGCGACAUCGACAUUCGUAAGGACCUGUAUGCAAACAACGUGCUGUCUGGUGGCACCACCAUGUACCCUGGUAUUGCUGACCGUAUGCAGAAGGAGAUCACUGCUCUGGCCCCCAGCACCAUGAAGAUUAAGGUAUGACAAACACUGAUGAACUAUGAAAGGGUUAAAAGAGUUUACAAUCAUUUAAUAAACACUGAAGGGUCAAAAACUGGUCCAAACUUGGUGAUUAUCAUCAAAAACAUCUAGUGCAAUUUUUAAAAAGUCUGAAAAGAACCCGUAAAUACCACUGACUCAUCACCCUACAUGUUACAUAUUCAACUUGUUGUGUUAUUAGGCGUUAAAAACUCAACCCUGAUUCCCUCCUCUCCUGUAGAUCAUCGCCCCACCUGAGCGUAAAUAUUCUGUCUGGAUCGGUGGCUCCAUCCUGGCUUCCCUCUCCACCUUCCAGCAGAUGUGGAUCAGCAAACAGGAGUACGAUGAGGCCGGCCCCAGCAUCGUCCACCGCAAGUGCUUCUAAACACCAUAUCCAAAAAACCAACUCAGGAUCUACAAGACCCCGCCGUCACAGGACUUUGAUACUCAGACCAUGGCCUUAUCUGUACAUAUGUUAUUUAUUCCUUCCGUUAUGUGAUAUUUUUAAUGUGAAUGAUGUACGGCGUGAAUGUUAGAGUGAAGUGAAUGUUGACUUUGAGGUACGACACACUCAAAAAGACCAAAAAAUUAAUAAAAUACUCUAAUUUUCACUUUUGG